GCAAGCUGUUCAUACCAAAUUAAUAGCUUUCAGAGUCUUGCAUAUAUACGGGUAAAGCACGUAGCUCUGAGAAAACAUUGUAGUCUAAGCAUCCAUUCUUAUAAAUCCUCUGCGUGUGUGUGUGUCUAAGAAAUCAAGAGAGUCGUUUAAUCUCAUAGGAAAAACCAGCCAUGGUAGAUGUGUUGACGGAAGAGCAAACUGCUGAGUUCCAGGAAGCCUUCUGUCUAUUUGACAAGGAUGGAGAUGGGUGCAUUACCUUCGAGGAACUAGCCACUGUAAUCAAAUCUCUGGACGACAGUGCCACAGACGAAGAGUUACAUAUUAUGAUCAGUGAAGUUGAUGUUGAUGGCAAUGGAACCAUAGAAUUUGGGGAGUUCUUGAAUCUAAUGGCAAGAAAAAUGAGGGAAAAUGAUGCAGCUGAGGAACUGAAAGAGGCUUUCAAGGUUUUUGACAAGGAUCAAGAUGGCUACAUUUCACCUAAUGAGUUGAGGCAUGUAAUGAUCAAUCUAGGAGAGCAAUUGACAGAUGAAGAGUUAGAGCAGAUGAUCCGAGAGGCUGACUUGGAUGGAGAUGGUCAGGUUAGCUACGAGGAAUUUGUGAGAAUAAUGCUGGCUGUUUGAGCAAAUAUUUAUGAUAUAUAUGAUUCUAUGUACAAGAUGAUAUCUGUUUGAGCAAAUAUUUAUGAUAUGAUUCUAUGUACAA
Populus nigra (black poplar) is the source of this 702-nucleotide messenger RNA. Its product is annotated as calmodulin-like protein 8. Gene Ontology annotation, molecular function: calcium ion binding; enzyme regulator activity. The transcript is spliced from 4 exons. The record is from RefSeq and is a predicted model, not a curated record. Bases 171 to 620 code for a protein of 149 amino acids. Lineage: Eukaryota; Viridiplantae; Streptophyta; Magnoliopsida; Malpighiales; Salicaceae.